Molecule: messenger RNA, 1031 nt
Organism: Tribolium madens (black flour beetle)
Lineage: Eukaryota; Metazoa; Arthropoda; Insecta; Coleoptera; Tenebrionidae
Product: polyprenol reductase-like
Exons: 5
Coding region: 54-983 (309 amino acids)
Biological process (GO): polyprenol catabolic process; dolichol-linked oligosaccharide biosynthetic process
Cellular component (GO): endoplasmic reticulum
Molecular function (GO): 3-oxo-5-alpha-steroid 4-dehydrogenase activity
Source: RefSeq, a predicted model, not a curated record
UCUUCCACUUUCUAUCACCUACUUUAUCUCCACUUGCUCAGUGACUGUACAACAUGAACCUAGUUUUCAACGUUAACCUCUGUAAAUUAUUUUUUGUGAUCAUAACAUCGUCUUUAGUGAUAUUGGGUGUUUUGAUAAAUUUUUUUGAGCCAUACUUGCCGGCUUUUAUCAAAAAAACCUUCAGAUAUGGGAAAUUUGCUUCUGACGAAAAAUUACUCUUGGUACAAAGUGUGGAAGUUCCAAAAUCAUACUUCAAGCAUUUCUAUAUUGCUGCCACGUUUGUUUUUUGUCCAAUUUUUCUAAAGGAAGUUUUUGUUGUUUAUGUGUUUAAUCGAGAAGUUGAUGAUUGGUUUGAGACUUUGUUGAAUUUUUCUUGUGGAAAUGGAAGACUAGCAACAGUUCCAGUCCAUCGUGUCCUAAUAGCUUCCAUACUACUGAGCUUACAAAUAUUUCGUCGAUUUUAUGACACACACUUUGUAUCCGUUUUUAGCGAAAAUGCGAUGAUUAAUUUAAGCCAUUAUAUUAUCGGAAUGGUUUUUUACCCAGCUGUGAUGUUGAUUAUGCUAAGUGAAGCUCCUAAAUUUGCCCAAAACGGUACUAACAGUGUACUCCAUUUAAGCGAGAUUGGAAUUAUUGACCUGUUUGCAAUUAUGUUUUUUUUGUGGGCUUGGUACCAUCAGCAUGUUGCCACAGUGAUAUUAGCGAACCUGAGAAAAAACAAAAAAGGGGAUGUUGUUGAUCAGGGUUACAAACUUCCUGAGGGUGACUGGUUUAAUUACCUGUCUUCCCCUCAUUCGACAGCAGAAAUAAUAAUGUAUACAGCCUUGACGUUGUUAUUGGCUAAAAAUUCGAGUUGGUUGUAUGUUUAUGCCUGGAUUUUAAGCAAUCAAAUCGAAACAAUUCUUUUAAGUCACUGGUGGUAUUUGGACCGUUUUAAAAAUUUUCCCCCGAAAAGGAAGGCUCUCAUUCCAUUUAUUUAUUAAUCUGUCAUUCACAAUGUAGUUUGUUGCAAAUUAAACAUUUUUUAUUUA